Silurus meridionalis is the source of this 2975-nucleotide messenger RNA. It is a transcript of the gene cyp17a1, whose product is annotated as steroid 17-alpha-hydroxylase/17,20 lyase. Lineage: Eukaryota; Metazoa; Chordata; Actinopteri; Siluriformes; Siluridae. Gene Ontology annotation, molecular function: iron ion binding; steroid 17-alpha-monooxygenase activity; heme binding. Bases 43 to 1587 code for a protein of 514 amino acids. The record is from RefSeq and is a predicted model, not a curated record. Gene Ontology annotation, biological process: hormone biosynthetic process; progesterone metabolic process. The transcript has 8 exons.
UGCCUGGAUGUAGGUCCAUUUGAAAUUACUGAGUACGUAAAGAUGGCAUGGCUUAUUUGUUUUUGUGUAUUCGCUGCAGUACUUACAGUCGCGCUUUAUCUAAAGAAAAUCCAUGGCUUUCUGGUGGAUAACAGAACUCCUCCAAACCUUCCUUCUCUCCCAAUUAUUGGGAGUCUUCUGAGCCUAAGGAGUGACAGUCCACCACAUAUUUUGUUUCAACAGCUGCAGAAGAAAUAUGGAGAUAUUUAUUCGCUUAUGAUGGGCUCCCAUAAAAUUAUCAUCGUCAACAGUUAUCAUCAUGCAAAAGAGGUGCUGCUUAAGAAAGGAAAAAUAUUUGCAGGAAGACCCCGCACUGUGACAACAGACAUUUUGACACGAGAUGGGAAAGACAUAGCGUUUGCUGACUAUAGUGCCACGUGGAGGUUUCAUCGAAAAAUCGUACAUGGAGCUCUGUGCAUGUUUGGAGAGGGAACAACUUCCAUUGAGAAAAUAAUUUGCCGAGAGGCGAGCUCUAUGUGUGAAAUCCUGACUAACAUGCAGAGCUGUGCAGUAGACCUGGCCCCAGAGCUGACCCGUGCUGUCACUAAUGUAGUGUGCACCCUCUGUUUUAACUCCUCGUAUAAACGUGGAGAUCCUGAGUUUGAAUCUAUGCUCCAGUACAGCCAGGGAAUUGUGGAUACAGUUGCCAAGGACAGUCUGGUGGAUAUCUUUCCAUGGCUGCAGCUCUUUCCAAAUGAAGACCUCAGAAUUCUAAGGCGUUGCGUCGCCAUUAGAGACAAACUCCUUCAGAAGAAAUAUGAGGAACACAAGGCAGACUUUAGUGAUAACAUCCAGCGAGACCUGUUGGAUGCCCUACUGCAUGCCAAGCACAGCUCGGAGAAUAACAACACAAGCACCCAAGAUGUUGGUCUUUCUGACGACCAUCUACUCAUGACUGUAGGGGAUAUUUUUGGUGCUGGAGUGGAGACAACAACCACUGUGCUGAAGUGGUCCAUUCUUUAUCUGAUACAUCAUCCCCAGGUAAAAGAAAAGAUUCAGGACGAGUUGGACAUAAAGAUUGGGAUGGACCGCCACCCCCAGGUUAAUGACAGAGGAAAUCUGCCCUACCUGGAGGCCACCAUCAGAGAAGUGCUCAGAAUCCGUCCAGUCUCACCACUUCUCAUCCCGCACGUUGCUCAAUCAGACUCUAAUAUAGGAGAGUAUGCUGUACAGAAAGGCACACGAGUCAUAGUCAAUCUGUGGUCUUUGCACCACGAUGAAAAAGAGUGGAAAAACCCAGCGCUAUUUAACCCAGAACGGUUCCUGAAUGAGGAAGGCAACAGUCUGUGCUGUCCAUCACUCAGUUAUUUACCAUUUGGUGCUGGAGUACGUGUGUGUCUCGGUGAAGCUCUGGCCAAGUUGGAGCUCUUCCUCUUCCUGUCAUGGAUUCUGCAGCGGUUCACUCUGGAGGUGCCUGCUGGUCAUCCUCUGCCCGAGCUGCUGGGCAAAUUUGGAGUUGUUCUUCAACCGCAGAAAUAUAAAGUCAUUGCUAGGCUUAGGACAGGCUGGGAAAAGAAGCUACAGAGCCAAGAGUCUGAAUCUGGCUAAUAUGUCAAUCAUUUUCAUUUUAUACUCAGACUACUUUCAAAGAUUUGCUAGUAAAAAAGUAGAAAAAGAGAGAUUUGGUUUUUAUUAGAUACCUCUCAAUCCUUGUGUUCAGUUCACUACUAAGCAAUCGAUGUGCUCAUGGUGCUCACUAGUUGUAUUGACUUUGGGCAGGUGAGACAGAAAAUGCAUCUCUAUUUUCGGGGAACCGCAAAAACACAUGAACCCACUACUAAUGCAUGGAAUUACUCUUAAAAGCAGAUGUUUGUACCCAGGUAUGAGUGCUAAUAAGACAUUUAUAUAGUGUAAUAAUUGGUAAAUGUAGGCAGGUAUUAUAUUGAUAUUUCAGUUUUUGUGCUUGUGCUUUUUCUUGGGCUAAAAUGAUGAAGAUAAUGUGUGCAAUCUAUGCAUUAUACUGUAACCUUUUAUGCUCAAUCAUGUUUAGUAGAGGAAAAAAAUUAGCCAAUCUGCUAUUAAUUACAAGCCAAUAUCAUGAUGUGGCUUUACAUUUCAUUCUUUACACAAUAUGAACAGCAUGUUUUAUUUCUUUUGCAACAAUGGCCUGUUUUACAUUUUUGUCUAAAUUCAGAGAAUAUAACCAUGAGUAAACAGUGAUCACAAAACAAUAUAUGGCAUUUAAUAUUUUUUUUUUAUUCAUAAUGUACAUCAUUUGAUACUCAUUUGGUUGAGGGUUUAUACAAAAUGUUACCCAUAGCAGAAAAUGCAGUUUUAUAAAAAGGCAACUACAGAUACAAAACUAAAAUAUAGUACCAAGUCUCAUGUCAGCGCUAAACUUAAUUAGCAAUUGGCUUCUUAAGCCUUCGUCACCUUCGAGCUAAACUGCAUCGAUUUAGAACAGUGCAAUGACAUCUUACUGCGGCCAAAAAACCCCACAAAAAGUCAUACUGCAACAAUCAACAAAUUUUGAUUUCCUCUUUUUAAACAAUGUGCAUUUUUGGUCUAAAGAUGAAAUUAGAAAAUGAAAAGAACACAUAAGUACAUAACUCUUUACAGUUAAAGCAGCAACAACUUAAAAAAAUAAAAAUAAAAAAAGGAGGAAAAGUGCACAUGAAUGGCACAUGAAUGCUUCAAUGCUUUAGAAUAUAAAGGACUUGAGAACAAGGAAAUUACAGCUUAAAAAUUUUGAACAAGUCUUUAAACAUUUGUUUGCAGUCCAGCAAACUCUGCUUGAGAAGGAAGCUACAGUGUCUGAUGUAUAAUGUUUGCUUAAGAUGUUUGUCUUCCACUUAUUCAGACACCCUCGCCUGGCACUAUCUCUGAGGCCAACGUGUGCCCUUUGAACUGAACACUAUCUAAACACCCUGUAUCGCUGGAAGCCUUAAUGAUUAUUCAAACCAAAGGUCAAAUAAACACACUACCUCGACUGUAAA